Molecule: messenger RNA, 1618 nt
Organism: Tigriopus californicus
Lineage: Eukaryota; Metazoa; Arthropoda; Copepoda; Harpacticoida; Harpacticidae
Product: cytochrome P450 2C15-like
Exons: 2
Coding region: 53-1579 (508 amino acids)
Biological process (GO): xenobiotic metabolic process
Cellular component (GO): cytoplasm; intracellular membrane-bounded organelle
Molecular function (GO): oxidoreductase activity, acting on paired donors, with incorporation or reduction of molecular oxygen, reduced flavin or flavoprotein as one donor, and incorporation of one atom of oxygen; iron ion binding; heme binding
Source: RefSeq, a predicted model, not a curated record
CCCUUACUUACUCGUACUUACUCGUUCUUUCGAGUAGUAAUAGCUGAGCAGCAUGCUUGUGCUCAUCAUUUUUGUGUCGGUUCUUGUACUUUACUGGUACUUCCAAACGAAACUGCCCGACGACUAUCCACCCACUCCUCCAAUACGGCUACCAAUUCUUGGUCAUGCAGUGUACUUAUAUUUUGGAACCAAAGCCAGUGGGGCCGAGGCCAUUGACGCACUCUAUCAAAGAUAUUCCAAGGAUGGUAUUAUGGCCUUCCACUUGGGGCCAUUCAAGACCGUCAUCAUUGGAAAUUACGAGCUCCUUCAGCAAUGUUUCAAGUCGGAGGAAACUAACUACAGGCAUGCCAACCAAGAAAUCGUGGAUCUGGCUAAAUAUGUUCGUAACAGCCCGUUAGGUAAUGCGGGGAUCAUUGAAGGCAGUGACAUGGUUUGGACUGAACAAAGAAGAUUCGCUUUGUCAACGCUUAAGGACUUUGGAUUUGGCAAGGCCAGCAUGGAGAUCCUGAUCAAUGAGGAACUAAUUCAAUUCAUGGAUUACCUUGAAGAGCAGUCCCAAUCAGGACCCAUUGCCGUUGCCAAUAUGUUCAAUAUCAGCGUUUUGAAUAUACUGUGGCAAAUAGUGGCAGGCCAACGAUUCGACUAUCACGAUAAAGCUCUCAACAAACUCGUGGUCAUGAUGAAUGAGGCCAUUCUUUCAGCUGGAAUCAAGCCGUCUUUGGCUCUUAUCUUCCCCUUCCUUCGAACGAUAUACCCUGGCAUUGACCCAGUUGUUGUGAAUAGUGAAAUCAUGUUGAAGGUAAAGAAUUUCUUGACUGAUUUGGUACUUGAGCACAAGGCCACAUUUGAUCCCUUGAACAUUCGUGAUUUCAUCGACGCCUAUCUUUUGGAAACUUCGCGGACUAUAAACUCCGAAUCUUCGUUUCAUGAGUCGAAAGGAAAUGAAAUUCUUUUACAAACCCUCAUUGACCUGUUUUUUGCUGGCUCAGAAACAACAAGCUCAACUCUCACCUGGGGAAUCGUGUAUCUCAUCCGGAAUCCUGAUAUUCAAUCCAAUAUUCAACAAGAAUUGGAUGAUGUUAUUGGAACAGACAGAAUGAUCUCCCUUUUGGAUCGCACAAAACUGCCUUACUUGGACGCAACUAUUUUAGAAAUUCAGAGGCUGGGUGAUGUCGUGCCCAAUGGCCUAGUCCACGCCACUCCAAACAAGGCAAUCAAGAUUGGGAAAUACAUUAUUCCGACAGGUCACAUGAUCCAGGGGGAUUUUUCAGAAAUUAUGCAAGACCAAUCCUACUGGAAAGACGCUCGAUAUUUUAAACCCGAGCGUCAUCUUGACGAUAAAAAACGUGUGGUUGUUGACAAGCGACUUAUACCUUUUUCGAUGGGAAAACGUCGGUGUCCAGGAGAGAGUUUGGCCAAGUCACAGUUAUUUUUGUUCCUGGCCAAUUUGCUACAAAGGUUUCAAUUCUUGCCUGAAAAACACGGCAUUUACCCCAGUAUUGAUUGCGUGGUGGGGGUUACCAAGGUACCACUUCCCUUUAAGAUGACAAUCAUAAGAAGAAACAAAUGUUCUUCCUGAAGCUGUGCGAAAAGUAAUAAAAUCUAUCUAUGACCAUGA